This is a messenger RNA of Lolium perenne, 2285 nucleotides long. RefSeq names its product DNA topoisomerase 6 subunit A3-like. Gene Ontology annotation, molecular function: DNA topoisomerase type II (double strand cut, ATP-hydrolyzing) activity; DNA binding. Lineage: Eukaryota; Viridiplantae; Streptophyta; Magnoliopsida; Poales; Poaceae. Gene Ontology annotation, biological process: meiotic DNA double-strand break processing; reciprocal meiotic recombination; meiotic DNA double-strand break formation. Gene Ontology annotation, cellular component: nuclear chromosome. The record is from RefSeq and is a predicted model, not a curated record.
CCGCUGCGGCGGCGGAGGAAGGGUGGGGGAACCCCGGGUCCGUGCGUUCGGCUGUAAAUAGGGUAGGGUUCGUUACCGGCGGCGGCGUUUGCGGGGGGGCGGCGUCGGCAUGCAGUCCGGUGUUUUGGUCUUCUCGGAUCCGGCCCUCUCCCGUCGCCGUUCGUUGCGGUGGCGGCGGAUCUGUGGAAGUUCUCCUGCGCGGCUGGCAUGGCGACGAUGCGGGCCGUGCGUGGUGGAGAUGCCGUCCUCGAGCUCUUCGGUCGUCGCGGCGUCGUCUCCUCCAACGAUGGCGCGGAGCUACUGAGGUAGGUGUGUGGAGGUUAGGAGGAUCUGGCGGCUGGGCUGGUUCAGGGAAGAAGGUGGACGGGUGUGGCGGCGUGGCGGUUGCCACGGAUCUGGAGCUGAAGAUGGUUGGGAGCGAGUCUCCCGCCGAUGUGAUUUCCAUGCCAAGAUCCAGCUUCAUGGAGCUGGUGACGACUGCGGUUCUUCAUAGCCUGUGGGCUAGCGGCCUCUUCUAUUCCAGGGAUGGUGCCUCUCCGUGCGGUGUUCUCCCUCCGGCGACGGUGGGCGGAUGUGUCCGGGGCGGCGGCGGCGGAUGCGGUGAAGACGGCGGCCUGGACGUCUCUGGUUUCUUCUUUGUAGCUAGGUGGUGCCACCUGGUUGGCCUGUAUCCUCUCUCUUUUACUCGUAUUUGUACUGCUCUGGUUUGUAUUUCCUUACCGUAUAAAUACAAGUAACGUAUGCCUUCGGGCGUACGUGGUCAAAAAAAAAAAAAAAGAAGGGGAAGGGGAAAGAAAGUCCAGAAACCACCCCCAAGAACCCUCCGUUCACGGCGGACGAGGGUUCGGCAGUAGUCUUGAGGAUUCGUCUACGCUUCUUGCAAUGGCCGCCGCAGUGGCGGAGACGGCUGUAGAGGCCGCCGCAGAGGGGAGCGACCUGCGCUCCUUCCUAACCAAGCGCGGCGUUGACACUGCCGAGGUGGAUGACCAGGCUCUCAAGGAGCUGGAGGAGAAGUACAUCAUCGUCAGAGACCUCGACGCCGACACGGUGCUCUCCAAGAUCCAGAACCUGCUGGGGCUGAGGCACAAGGAAGACAGCAUCGUCGCCUACGAAGGCCUGACCUACCAGCUUCCGUCUCGUGGCAUGGAGCAUCAGGAGUACGAGCCCCUGCUCCGGCAGCUCUGCCUGCGCCGCGGCAAGGUCGAUUGUUGUGCGGUCAGCGACCCCAAGACCUCGCGCUGGGCCAAGGCCAUCACGGCCGUGCUCUCCGCGGUCCAGAAACAACUCCUCUGUGGCAAGCGCACCAGCAGCCACUUCCUGUGCUACGGAGAGAAGCUCUUCGGCAAGGGGCACAAGACCGUGGAUGAUGCCCUGCUUGACAUAUGCUGCCUGCUCGAGUGCACCAGGACAUCUCUCAAUUUGUAUCACGUGUCUCAGGGCAUGGUCAUUGGGCCAGUAAUAUUCACAAGGGAAGAUGGUGUAGUGAUCCCUUGCAGCUCCUUGGGUCCGGAUGGAGCCUAUAUACAGCCGAAAUUCUCUAAGAUUACUGCCGCACCAGGUGCAGAGGUCAACUUCAUCCUAGUAGUCCAGGGGGCUUCUGUUUUCGACACUUUUGCCAGGGGACGAGGCGACCAAUUCCUCCGUGAAUUCAGCUGCGUGCUCGUCACAGGCGGCGAUGGGCAGCCGGAUAUCACCACACGGGCUUUCUUGCGCAAACUUAAGGAUCAACUGUCUGUCCCUGUGUACGCGCUCGUCAAUCCGGAUCCGGAGGGCCUCUCCAUCUUCUGUACAUACAAGUAUGGAUCGCCCGAGGGGCCAUUUGACAACGCGGGUCUUACCGUUCCUGACAUCGAGUGGAUCGGAGUGCAUUUAGGUGAUGCUCUUGAUCUUGACAUUAAAGAGGGGCUGCCGCUGACCAAACAAGACGUGUCCAUUCUGGAAGGAUUAUGCGCCAACAAGUAUGUAAUGGGUGAUGACCUAUUCAGGACCAACAUACAUUUCAUGUUGUACAGGGGGUUGAAAAGCAAGAUCGAAGCUUUGUUCUAUCGUCAGUACCCUCCUUCCGACUACAUCCGCAAAGAAAUUAACAAUCACGAGGACACCUAAGUAGUAGCUCCUUGUGUUAACUUUGGUGGAUACACAUCUGUGUAGUUUGCCAUGUUGACUCUGGUAGGAUAGACAUUUUAGUGCAUUAACCAGAUUGUUCCUGGCUUAGCUCUUCUGUCAUGAGGAAGCCUAUAUUUUGGUUCACCUGAAAUCAGAUUGCAAGAUGAGCAUUUUUGGCA